ACUACAAGUUUCAAUUCUCCUUCACCGAAAUUGCCAUUCAAUUGUUCUCUCGCUGCAGCUUCAAUUUCCUCGAGUGUCGCCAAAUUUCGUCAAAGGUUCUAAUUAGCUCGUUAAUUUCGAAUUUGAAGAACACAACUCUGUUGUAUUGAAAGGAUGGAACCAAACGAAGAAUUCGUGAAGGUUUUAGGUAAAGGUGCUGAUAGCUAUGUUGAUCUCGUCAGGUAUACAAGAACCGACGGCUCUUCGUUUCACGCCGCCGUAAAAAGCUGUAACGAAGAAGACUCUCUCCGGAAAGAGAUUAAGAUUCUUUCCGAACUCAGAAGAUGUCCGAGAAUCGUGCAAUUCUUUGGUGAUGGUUUGGAACAAGGUUUCGACUGUGAAAGAAACAAGGUCUACAAGUUGCUUCUUGAAUACGCAUCCGAAGGGAGUUUAAGAGCUUUCAUGGACACAUACAAAGAUAGAAAAUUACCAGACUUGAUGAUCAGAGACUUCACGCGGAUGAUUCUCGAAGGCUUGGUAUCGAUUCACGGACACGGUUAUGUUCAUUGUGAUCUCAAGCCAGAUAAUCUCCUUGUCUUCCCUAGUGGAGAUUCUUACGAGUUGAAGAUUUCUGAUUUUGGACUCUCGUUAGAAGUCGGACAAGUUCCUAACCACUGGAAACCCUAUUGGCCGUUUGUUGGAACGCCUUAUUACAUGCCGCCAGAGUCUCUACGCGACGGUGCUGCCAAGAAAACCAUAGAUCUGUGGUCAUUAGGGUGUUUAGUAUUGGAGAUGUAUAUGGGUAAGAUUCCAUGGCCAUGGGUUGUAUACGCUGAUCUCGUGCAUAGCCUCUUGAAUGGUAAUGCUCCAGAGAUUCCAGAGAGCUUGCCUUACGAUGCAAGAGAGUUUAUUCAAACGUGUUUUGCAAGGAAUCCUGAGGACAGGGGUAGCGCCUUUGAGCUACUGUCGCAUCAGUUUUUGCAUCCAGAAGAGACGUUCGAUUUCGUCUUCGUUACGGCUGAAGGUGAAGUUGAAAAUCAACCGACAGAACAAAUAUGGAAAUUGAAGAGUUUUCCAUCUAAGCCUCUACAGUUUAAGAAAAUCCUGAAUAAGUUGUUGAGGUUGCAGAGUGUCUUCUGAAACUAUAUGUGCUUAAUUUUUACUUCGUUACUUUUGUAAGCAGAUCAAGCUACUACAUUAUGAUGCAAAUAUAGAUGUCUGUCUCUUAAUUUGUU
This is a messenger RNA of Camelina sativa (false flax), 1214 nucleotides long. The record is from RefSeq and is a predicted model, not a curated record. NCBI's taxonomy places the organism in Eukaryota, Viridiplantae, Streptophyta, Magnoliopsida, Brassicales, Brassicaceae.